AUGAAUGGUGAUGGCUUAGACAUGCUGAAUGGCUGUAGCAAAGCAAAAUAUGGAGUUCAGAAUGAAGCAGCAUUGCUUGCUUUAAUGGAAAAAACGGGUUACAGUAUGGUACAGGAAAAUGGUCAAAGGAAAUUUGGUGGCCCUCCUCCAGGUUGGGAAGGACCUCCACCUCCUCGUGGUUGUGAAGUUUUUGUAGGGAAAAUUCCUCGUGAUAUGUAUGAAGAUGAAUUGGUUCCUGUUUUUGAGCGAGCUGGCAACAUUUAUGAAUUCAGAUUGAUGAUGGAGUUCAGUGGUGAGAACAGGGGGUAUGCUUUUGUCAUGUAUACUAGCAAAGAAGAAGCCAUUUUAGCUAUUCGAAUGCUAAAUAAUUAUGAAAUCCGACCUGGCAAACUUAUUGGAGUCUGUGUGAGUUUAGACAACUGUAGAUUAUUCAUUGGCUCUAUUCCAAAGGAAAAGAAAAAAGAAGAAAUUUUACAUGAAAUGAAGAAAGUUACGGAAGGUGUAAUAAAUGUUAUUGUGUAUCCCAGUGCAACAGACAAAACUAAAAAUAGAGGAUUUGCUUUUGUGGAAUAUGAAUCUCACAGAGCAGCUGCUAUGGCAAGAAGAAGGCUGAUUCCAGAAGUGUUGCCAUAUAGCACCACAAAAGUCCAUAGUUCUGACCCUACAGACCUGCUUUUAAACAAGAUACAAUGA
This is a messenger RNA of Bombina bombina (fire-bellied toad), 693 nucleotides long. It is a transcript of the gene RBM46, whose product is annotated as RNA binding motif protein 46. The transcript is spliced from 3 exons. Gene Ontology annotation, molecular function: mRNA binding. The coding region runs from base 1 to 693 and encodes 230 amino acids. Gene Ontology annotation, cellular component: nucleus. Lineage: Eukaryota; Metazoa; Chordata; Amphibia; Anura; Bombinatoridae. The record is from RefSeq and is a predicted model, not a curated record.